Molecule: messenger RNA, 2098 nt
Organism: Scatophagus argus
Lineage: Eukaryota; Metazoa; Chordata; Actinopteri; Scatophagidae
Product: tetraspanin-7-like
Exons: 1
Coding region: 431-1519 (362 amino acids)
Cellular component (GO): membrane
Source: RefSeq, a predicted model, not a curated record
GGGAUGUCUCCUCCACACCGGGAGAGGGUGUGCAUGGGUGGAUUUCAGAUCCUUCCCACUGCAAAUUCCUCUCAUCUUGACCGGAGCGACAGGCAGCAGCGAGGGAGCAGAUGUCAGGAAUUGACCAUCAGUGGAGGAAUUUGAAGAGCUGGUGACCAUGCAGGUGGAAAGAAGGUCCGAAAUAAACAAAUAAAUAAGGUGGAAACAAGGGGGCUGCGGAUGCAGAUAACGACGCGACGCGACACCCAUCAGUGUGAUUUGCAGUCCAGUUGGCACGGGUGGUGUUGGUGGCUGAUUAAUAACCAGUCAUAAAGAAGUGGGGGAUUGUGUGUUGCAGGAGGACGAGAGUGAAGGUGUGAUAGAGGAAGGAAGAGAGAGGAGGAGUGCGUAAAAGAGAGAGAGGGGAGCAGAUAAAGCCACAGCCAGAAUCAUGAGCUUUGCACUUCGCUACGGCUCGCUGUCAGCUCGACCGAGUCCCAGCAGACGAGCUUUGGAUUGGGAACACGAGCAGCUGGCUGUGCGACGGCUUUCCUCUCCACUGGGUCUCGACCUGCUCACUCCACCUGCUCUUCCUCGUCGACCCUCUGUGAUCCCUGGCUACCUGCUGCCGCCCAGCCAAGAGCAGGAAGAGCAGCUCCAUCAUCAACAGCAGCUCUUAUCCUUGUCUGUAAGCUCAGAGGCCUCCCUGGCGCCCCCUGCGCCUCCACCCGUGGGUGCUUCCCCACCCUGCUGCCGCCCGGUUGGAGUCAUGCACCUCCUGCGCCUGGGUCUCCUGGCCUUCAGCUGCCUCUUCUGGGCAGCGGGUUUAGCCAUCUUCACCCUGGGUGUGUGGGCACAGAUUUCACUAGCAGACUACAUGCUGCUGUCUGCCAAUCGCUACCCCAACGCCCCGAUCAUCCUUCUUUCCACAGGUGCUGCCAUCACCGCCUGGGGCUUUCUGGGCUGCCUGGGAGUGGCUGCAAACCUGCCCUGUGUGCUUAGGGCUUAUGGGUUCUUUCAACUUGCUGCACUUAUAGCUGGUUUGGCAGCUGGACUCUCAGGUCUGUUCUAUCGAGAAGACAUUGCCGAAGGAUUUCGCAGUGGCUUACAGCGAGCAGUGGCUGGCUACACAGAGGAUGAAGGCCGUGCAGAUGCAUUAGACAGCCUGCAAAGAGCCCUUGAGUGUUGUGGAGCUGAGGGUUGGCGUGACUGGCUUACUUCUGACUGGGCUAUCCAGCAUAUGACCUUCCUGCCCUCCGAAAACGGCACCUCAGUGCCACUGCCGGACAGCUGUUGUGUGAGGCGCAAGGGCUGCAAGAAUCGACCUCUUCUGUCAGAUGAUACUGAAGGAGUUCUGGCAGCAGGAAUCCACCCGCAUGGCUGCUUCCGCAAAGUGUUCAGCUUGGUCAAUGACAACGUCUUCCACAUCGCCGCCACUGUGUUAGGACUGGCCUUCACACAGAUCGGAGGCAUUGCCCUGGCUUGUCUGCUGGCCAACAAACUGGCACCAAGACAGCAUCGACGUGUGGUGGCACAUUAACGAUCAACUUUAACAAUUAGGCAACCUCCAGCAAGGAUUGGCCAAUUUGUAGAUAAUUAGGAUUGUGAAUGAACUGCACUGUAAAAGAGUGAUAGAGUUGUGAAGUGAGGGGGGUUUCAGUCAUCCAUGUUCAUUUCUGUAUAGAUCAUGAGCAUCUGCCACAUGAAACUGAUCAAACAAAACAUGGUUUAUCAGAAACUAAGCUUAAAUAAUUAAAACUGAUAACAACCUGAAAACAAGCAAAUAGAAAAUUUAAAAUUUCCAAAAACUUUCUUUCUACAUUCUUUCUUUGGACUUUUAGGAUAUUCUUAAAAGAAAUGAAAAUUUAGCAGAUACUCCUCACAUUUUGCAACUCUCUGCCAACUGUUGUUUGCCUGCUUCUGUCUUCUGCACUGUUAGUAGAUUAUUCUUCAGUCCAUUUGAAACCUGCAGUGGGGGAGGUCAGGCAUCACAGGAUUCAGUUGGAACCAGAGGACAGUCCAGUUGGUGUCAUAAAUGUUUAGACAUUGGCAUGGGCUAAUAUCCUUCAUUAUAUAGAAGGUAUUCAAAAAUAAUGUAUAUUAAAAUUGUUAUUUAGGG